Prunus persica (peach) is the source of this 1671-nucleotide messenger RNA. Its product is annotated as RNA polymerase II-associated protein 3. The transcript is spliced from 11 exons. The record is from RefSeq and is a predicted model, not a curated record. Gene Ontology annotation, molecular function: protein binding. Bases 228 to 1460 code for a protein of 410 amino acids. NCBI's taxonomy places the organism in Eukaryota, Viridiplantae, Streptophyta, Magnoliopsida, Rosales, Rosaceae.
GAAAGCACAUGCGAAGAGACUAAUUCCAAGUAAAUAAACAUGCAAAUAAUUUUUGUUUCGAAUAUUGAAGUUUGAUUAAAAAGAAACAACGAAGGAUAAAAUAGUAAGUUCAUUAGAAUUAAACCCCCCGAGCGGAGAAAAUAAAAUAAAAAAACCUCACACUCAGUCAGUUCCCUCGUUUCCUUUCAGUCGUUCUUUCUUCCAGAAGCAUCGGGUGCCCGCGGUCCAUGGCCAGAGCUCCAAAUAAGCACGGUCGCGAUCAAGCUCUGGAUUUCCAGGGGUUUUUGAGUGACUUGCAGGACUGGGAGCUUUCUCUCAAGGACAAGGACAAAAAAAUGAGGCCAAAAGAUUCACACCAGGAAAAGCUGACUAGAGAUUUAGGAACUAGUUCGGGGAAUUAUGACUACUCGAGGAAUUUAGAUUCAAUCAAUACAAUGUCAAGUAGUUUCAUUUCGGAAGAUAGUCUUCCCGAUGCUGCUUCAGAGAAAGAAUUGGGUAAUGAGUAUUUUAAGCAGAAGAAGUUUAGAGAAGCUAUUGACUGCUAUUCAAGAAGCAUUGCUUUGUCUCCGUCUGCAGUAGCUUAUGCAAAUAGAGCAAUGGCAUAUAUAAAAAUCAAAAGUUUCCAGGAAGCUGAGGAUGACUGUACUGAGGCCUUGAAUUUGGAUGAUCGUUAUAUAAAAGCAUACUCACGACGUGCAACGGCUAGAAAAGAACUUGGAAAACUUAAAGAAUCAAUUGAGGAUGCUGAGUUUGCCCUGAGGUUGGAGCCUCAGAACCAAGAAAUCAAGAAACAAUACACUGAGGCCAAAUCUUUGUAUGAUAAAACAAUUCUUCAGAAGGCAUCUGGAGCGCAGAAAAAUUCUGUACAAGAAAUGCGGAAAGUGGGAAAGUUGGAUACCAAAGUGAACGGACAAAGCAUCCAGCCUGCCUCCAGCAGUGCUCAAAUAACAGAAAUGACUGCAGUUCAAGAUCACACUAAGAGAAAUAACACAACUAGGAAUCCAGAGGUGAAGGCAUCGGUACAAGAGCUUGCAUCUCGAGCUGCUUCCCGAGUCAAGGCUGUGGCUGCGGAAAAGAUCAAACCACCAAAUUCGGCAUAUCAAUUUGAGGUUUCUUGGCGAGGAUUCUCUGGAGAUAAUGCUCGACAGACUAGCCUGUUGAAGGCUAUAUCUCCAAGUGCAUUGCCGCAGAUAUUCAAAAAUGCUUUGACUGUUCCCAUACUUCUUGACAUUAUCAAGUGUGUGGCAACCUUUUUCGUUGAAGAAAUGGAUUUGGCCGUCAAUUAUUUGGAGAACUUAACCAGGGUUCCAAGAUUUGACACACUCAUCAUGUUUCUUUCAUCCUCGGACAACGCUGAUCUUGUUAAGAUAUGGGAUGAAGUGUUUGACAAUGAGGCAACUCCGAUUGAGUAUGCCGAGAAGCUUGAUAACCUGCGUACAAAGUACUGCCUCAAGCGAUGACAAAGAUCAACAAGUUUCUACCUUACCCUCCUCCACCUCCUGUACUGUAAAUUCAAGUUGUAAAAUUUUGAAAUGCUCCAACGUUCCCUUUGAAUCUCAAAUUAUAUCGUGGACAACUUUUCUAUCCAUUUAAUGAGAUGUUAAAAGUACAUUGCAACUUUUACGUCUCUCCUUUUGGACUUGAAUACUUUGAACUUGGAACUGUUGGUAA